ACCGGGCAUGCUCAGUGGCGCGGCCGGCUGGGUGGCCCCGAGAGCUGCACCCGGAUCUGCUCGGCGGCGGCGGCGGCGGCGACGUGAGCGCGCAGGGGGGCGGCGGCCUCGCUUCGUCUCUCUCUCUGCGCCUGGGUCCGGUGGGUGACGCCAAGCGCGAGAGAGAUGUCGGAUUUCGACAGUAACCCGUUUGCGGACCCGGAUCUCAACAACCCUUUCAAGGACCCAUCAGUUACACAAGUGACAAGAAAUGUUCCACCAGGACUUGAUGAAUAUAAUCCAUUCUCGGAUUCUAGAACACCUCCACCAGGCACUGUGAAAAUGCCUAAUGUACCUAGUACACAACCAGCAAUAAUGAAACCAACAGAGGAACAUCCAGCCUAUACACAGAUUGCAAAGGAACAUGCCUUGGCCCAAGCUGAACUUCUUAAGCGCCAAGAAGAACUAGAAAGAAAAGCAGCAGAAUUAGAUCGUCGAGAACGAGAAAUGCAAAAUCUCAGUCAACAUGGCAGAAAAAAUAAUUGGCCACCUCUUCCUGGCAAUUUUCCUGUGGGACCUUGUUUUUAUCAGGAUUUUUCUGUAGACAUUCCUGUAGAAUUCCAGAAGACAGUAAAGAUUAUGUACUACUUAUGGAUGUUCCACGCUGUAACACUGUUUCUAAAUAUCUUCGGAUGCUUGGCUUGGUUUUGUGUUGAUCCUACAAGAGGGGUUGAUUUUGGAUUGAGUAUCCUGUGGUUCUUGCUUUUUACUCCUUGUUCAUUUGUCUGUUGGUACAGACCACUUUACGGAGCUUUCAGGAGUGACAGUUCAUUCAGAUUCUUUGUAUUCUUCUUCGUCUAUAUUUGUCAGUUUGCUGUUCAUGUACUCCAAGCUGCAGGAUUUCAUAAUUGGGGCAACUGUGGUUGGAUUUCAUCCCUUACUGGUCUCAACCAAAGUAUUCCUGUUGGAAUUAUGAUGAUCAUCAUAGCAGCACUUUUCACAGCGUCAGCGGUCAUCUCACUAGUUAUGUUUAAAAAGGUACAUGGACUAUACCGCACAACAGGUGCUAGUUUUGAGAAGGCCCAACAAGAAUUUGCAACAGGUGUGAUGUCCAACAAAACUGUCCAGACUGCAGCUGCAAAUGCAGCUUCAAGUGCAGCAACUAGUGCGGCUCAGAACGCUUUCAAGGGUAACCAGAUGUAGAGAACCCUCCAACAGUACACUGGUACCUUCUGACUGUACUUUUUCUCCAGUUACUGUAUUCUAUAAAUAUUUUUAUGUUGAAAACACAGUACACACAGCAUGUAUAUUUCCUGUUCACUUGUGCAUGGGCUAAAACCAGAAAAACUUCCUUGUCUUAUUUGCCUAUUAGUUUCUUAAUAUUUUGGUGCCCCUUGCAGAAAAAAAUAUCACAUGCUAAAUAAAUAUUCUCCAUAUUUUUUGGGGGAUGAAUGUUCAGCAAAUUAUUUCAGUGGUGACACACUGAAAUUAAUAUGGUACUUAUAAUUAAAAAUGCAUUUAGUACUAGCUGCAGUCAUUCUUUCAAAAAUCUUAGACUUAAGGAUUACAUAUUGGAACAUUAAAGUGAUGCUUCAUUCCAUUUUCCCCAUUUAUACUGAAAGAAAUAGGCCAUCAGGGACUUAGGGAUUUUAAAAUUGGCUUGCUUUUUAGCAGUUUUAGUCACCAGUGAAGAGCCUGUGUGCAUUUCGUAGUAGAUGAUGUAAAUUUUAUCCUUUUCUUUUUGUUUUAUUUUUAUAGAGUAGUUGAUAUUUUCAUACCAAUCUCUGAUCUUGCAUGGGCACCACAUUUCUUAAAAGAAUUAGUAUUUUGGCUUUUGCACUGCUUAUGGUUGUAGGAUUGCAGAGUUGCUGGUAGAAUCAAAGAAGAGAUUUUCUGCAAUAGUUUCUGUUAAAUAAAAAUUUAUUGGGAUGCAAUAUGAGAACAUAAUAUGCAGUGCAUCAUCCAAAAAAGGGUAGAUAAUCAGUGGAAUAGAAUGUAGUGAUGAUAAUACUGUUUUUUGUUUUUGUUUUUUAAUUUUCAGUAUCCGUAUCAUAGUAGAAUAUUACUGUAUGGAAACUUUGGUAUAUUCUUGUGGUUACUCAUUUUAAUUGAACUGAGAUUGUGUUUGGCAGCUCUUUUUUGGGGAGUGUGUGUGUAUAAUUUUUAACAGAGGUAUUAAAGUCUAGACUAACUCCUUGUCCAAAAAGAACAUACAGUAUUUCAGCGAUUUUUCUUUUAGCCUCUCAUCUGUAGUGGGAUUAAAAAGAAAAAGAUGCUGUUGUUUCACAUAUACUUGAAUUCCUAAUGCACCUCAGUCUUUGAACUUUUGACACAGACUGAAUACAUUAAAAUUUUUCAGCAAUAGAAAAAAAUGAAACAUAUAACUUGCACCAAGCAAGAAAAUACAAAUACAGUUAAAUGCAUUAAUUGUGACUAUGACCAUGUUGAAAUUGUUACUAUGCAGCUUAGGAGUUCAUUCUUAGAGUAUACUUGAUUUGAAACUUUGAAUCAUUUUUAAUACUGAUUUAAUGACUCAAAGCCCUUUGAAAGUCAUUAUACUGUGUUUUGGAAGUCAUUAGCUAAUUUAAGAUUACAGAAUAAUCAGUAAUGGUUUAUUCAACUUGAUUUUAAGUAAGGAUAGUCUAUUGGGUUAAAUUAUUUGAGACUGCAGAUCUUUUUUAAAAAUAAGAAUCAGAUGGGUAUAAAUAGUUAAAUCACUUGCAUUCUUUUCCCCAAAUCUGGAGGUAAAUGAAUUUCAUACUGAGGGUGGGAUGAUGAGUUCUCACUAUUUAUAAGGGAAGCUUUGCGUGAUAAUAGAUAACAUGGAUCCAUCUAGAUGGUGUUUACAUUUGAUUUAUUUGGGAUUUAUUGAAAUAAUAUACUUGGAAGAUAUUUCUUUUAUUAUGAUUAAAAUAGGAUUCAGAAAAUGAAUUUAAAGCUGUUUUUAUGAAUAUUUCUGAUUAGUAAUAAUCUCCCUACUUUGUCAAACAAAUAAGCCAGUUCAAGUUCUUUAGGUUCUAUAAUCUUACUGAAAAUCUAUUUUAUCACAGUGUGCUUUACUGAGUGUGUAUUUUACAAACAUUCAAAACAUUAACCACAAAAUACAAGAGGAGCUCUUAUAUUUAUCAUUAAUUUAUAUCUCAAGUCCAUUUCUUUUUUUUUUUUUAACUACAAAUGAAUAUAGAGACUUGAAAAAUACUGACAUACUUUCCUUUAAGAAUAGGAAUUAUCUCUAUUUUGUAGAAAUCCCCAAAGGUAGCAUUGUUAAAUAGCAAAUAAUUAAAACCAACAGUACCUUGUUUGUGUGUGGAUGGGGAGAAUGUUUUAAGAUCCAGUUACUUGGGUUAAUACAAGCUUAUGAGAGAACAUUGUUUUUUAAAAACCUAAAUGUGGAUUAAAAUGAUGGCAAUACUAACAGUUUGAUAAGGUAUAGGGAUUUUAAAUUCUUAGAUUCUCUAUUCUCCUAACAAUAGUUGGUAAAUGGUCACAUUUUCCAGCAAAAGGUUGGCAUUUGUUAAUGUAUUAUAUAUAAUACUAAUGUGACCCACCCAGUAUCACAGUCAUGAAAUGGUCUUCAUGUUGUAAGCAUCCAUGUCAUUUUUCAGUUUGCAAUAUUAAGUUGUGGCUGUUUUCCUUCAAACUAAAAUUUGAACACUGGAAAAUCCUUGCUCAGUGAUUUGUAAUUUGGGACUUGGAUUAUUUAUCUAGGGAUGUUUGUAUAUUUUGUCAGUGAGUAAUAUUGCGCUGCCAUCAUGAUGAGUGUCAUGGUUCUAUAUAAAUGCCCUCCAUCUGUCCCUCUAAUGUUGCAUGUUUUCAGUGGUUUGGAAGUUUUGUAUAUUUAUUGUAUUAACACAGAGUGUCAUAAAAUAAAAUGCUGUUUACUGGA
Leopardus geoffroyi (Geoffroy's cat) is the source of this 3865-nucleotide messenger RNA. RefSeq names its product secretory carrier membrane protein 1 (gene SCAMP1). The record is from RefSeq and is a predicted model, not a curated record. Bases 166 to 1182 code for a protein of 338 amino acids. Gene Ontology annotation, biological process: protein transport. The transcript is spliced from 9 exons. Gene Ontology annotation, cellular component: trans-Golgi network membrane; recycling endosome membrane. NCBI's taxonomy places the organism in Eukaryota, Metazoa, Chordata, Mammalia, Carnivora, Felidae.